GAUCACUCACCGGUAAACUGGCUUAAGAUGUUCAUCUCUGUGGCAGAUGGUGCAGUGGUGGUAAAUGUUGCCAAUCCAGCAUCAUGCAGCUUUACCUGCUUCAGAGAGAAAUGGGCAGAACAGGGGCAGCAUGUUCAAUACCUGGAAGCCAAUGUGGGUUGUGCUCUUAGAAGAUGGAAUUGAAUUCUACAAGCGGAAGGCCGACAACAGCCCUAAAGGGAUGGUCCCACUCAAAGGAAGCUCUAUUAACAGCCCCUGCCAAGACUUUGGCAAAAGAAUGUUUGUCUUCAAGCUCACUGCAGCCAAGCAGCAGGACCACUUCUUUCAAGCUGCCUACCUGGAGGAGAGAGAUGCCUGGGUACGGGACAUCAAGAAAGCAAUUCACUGCAUAGAUGGAGGCCAAAGGUUUGCCAGAAAAUCCACAAGAAAGUCUAUCAGACUACCUGAGACAAUCAAUCUGAGUGCUUUGUACCUCUCAAUGAAAGAUCCUGAAAAGGGAAUAAAGGAGUUGAAGCUGGAAAAGGAUAAAAAAGUGUUCAAUCACUGCUUUACAGGUACUUCUGUGAUUGACUGGCUGGUGUCUAGCAACUCCAUCCGAAAUCGUAAAGAAGGUCUCAUGCUUGCUUCUUCCCUCUUGAGUGAAGGUUACCUACAGCCUGCAGGGGAUACUUCCAAGGCUGCUGCUGAGGGACUGUCAGACAUUCCCUUCUUAGAUCUCUACGAUGCCUACUACUACUUUCCAGACAGUGGUUUUUUCUGCGAGGGAAAUUCUAGCGAUGAUGAUGUGGUCCUGAAAGAAGAAUUCAGAGGCAUAAUAGUCAAACAAGGGUGCUUGCUGAAACAGGGACAUCGGAGGAAGAACUGGAAAGUGAGGAAGUUUGUUUUAAGAGAGGACCCUGCAUAUCUUCACUACUAUGAUCCUGCUGGGGGAGAAGAGCCACUAGGAGCCAUUCACUUGAGAGGCUGUGUGGUGACAGCCGUGGAAGAUAUGCCAGACUCCAAGAAGUGUAAUGCUGAGAACAUCCUCUUUGAAAUCAUCACAGCAAACGAUACCCACUAUUACUUGCAAGCAGCCUCGCCUGCGGAGCGAACAGAAUGGAUCAAAGCAAUUCAGGCUGUUUCUAGGACUGGAAAGUGAGGAUGAUCUGCCAGUGAGAAUACAGAGAACUGAAAUUAGUUACUCUGAGCAAAACAAGAUACUUAAUAUUUCACUGGGAAGAAGCAAAAUCAUCCAGAAAGGCAUCCUCUAAGGCUUGUGGGUAGGGGUGAGGGUGGGUAGAAAGCUUCAAUUCUGCAGCAGGCACUAACAAACUAACAUCUUUUUCACUUGUGUUAUGGUAAUAAUUUACUAAACAUUACUAAACUAUAGCAUAGAACAUGCCAUAGUAGUGUGUGCUUCUUGGAGUAAUCAGCCUACCUUGGGAAGUUUGUACCUUAUACCCUCCCCGCCGCUACAGCUGAUAAUAAGAAUUCACCAUUAACAGAGGGCAGAGUCAUGUCACUGACUGGAAGUGUGGACCUCAACUUGUCACCUACCAUUCAGUGUUGUGGUUCAGUAUCUUCAGAUAUUGCAGUUUUCCCAAGACAAAUUUUACACUUCCUCCUUCACCAGCUAGUGAUCUUUCUACUGCCUUGUUCACCUACACAAGGAACGCCACAGAAGUAAGGAAAGAAACCAGCUCACUUGGAACCCUAAUCCACUCCUGUAUGAUCUUCAGUGUUCAGGAAGGGAUGAACUCUGAUAACUCUGGAAACACUGUGCAGAAAGCAAAUACAACUUAGUGACAGUGGUCAUAGAAUCAUGGAAUUGUUUUGGUUGGAAAAGACCUCUAAGAUCAAGUCCAACCAUCAACCUAAGAACACCAUAGCCAUUAAAGCAUGUCCCAAAGUGCCAUGUCCACAGGUUUUUUGAACACCUCCAGGGACAAUGUCUCCACCACAUUCCUGGGCAGCCUGUUCCAAUACCUGACCACUCUUUCAGGAAACCCCAGCU
Messenger RNA from Dryobates pubescens (Downy woodpecker), 1993 nucleotides. RefSeq names its product pleckstrin (gene PLEK). Gene Ontology annotation, biological process: intracellular signal transduction; actin cytoskeleton organization. Gene Ontology annotation, cellular component: plasma membrane. Bases 65 to 1138 code for a protein of 357 amino acids. The record is from RefSeq and is a predicted model, not a curated record. The transcript has 9 exons. NCBI's taxonomy places the organism in Eukaryota, Metazoa, Chordata, Aves, Piciformes, Picidae.